Messenger RNA from Liolophura sinensis, 639 nucleotides. Its product is annotated as myogenic factor 5-like. The record is from RefSeq and is a predicted model, not a curated record. The coding region runs from base 1 to 639 and encodes 212 amino acids. The transcript has a single exon. Gene Ontology annotation, molecular function: DNA-binding transcription factor activity, RNA polymerase II-specific; RNA polymerase II transcription regulatory region sequence-specific DNA binding; protein dimerization activity. Gene Ontology annotation, biological process: developmental process; regulation of transcription by RNA polymerase II. NCBI's taxonomy places the organism in Eukaryota, Metazoa, Mollusca, Polyplacophora, Chitonida, Chitonidae.
AUGACGGCAGAUUUUAACAGUUGGUUAUUUCCUGAUGAAGUCGAUGGUUUUAGCUCGGAUAGACAACUGCUCGAUACAAAUGAUACUUCAAAAACAAAACACUGUGGUCGAAAGAGAAAGUCGAGUCAGUCUCCAGACAGAAACUUUAGUCGGGACAAUUGCAAGACGUCGAGAGUCACUGGUCCGGAAAUUGUGUCAUCACUCCACCCUCCGGAUUCAUGGCUAGACAGAUUACCUCCUGUAUCUUACCCUGAUAACAUCUCCAAUCACCUGAUGCCCACAUGCGGCAAAGCAAAUUCUGUAGAGAUUACUUGUGCACCAGAUACAUGUACCCAGAAUGUCUCCAGUCCAACCCACGAAAUAAAGUCAAGAACAAAAAGAGUCAAGAAGAGGAAGCCACAGACAUCAUCUCAGAGGAAAGCAGCCACGCUCAGGGAGAGAAGACGGAUAGAAGGCCUGAAAGCAGCCUUCCAAAACCUCAAGGAAAAUGUGCCCACGUUUACCUAUGAAACAGAAUUGACCAGAUUGGAGACGCUCAGGUUAGCCGUCACGUAUAUCGGCUUCCUCUCGGACGUGCUGAAUGGGCAACAUCCCGACCACGUGAUACUUGACGGAAAACAUAUUGGUGUUCCUGUGUAG